GGUUUCAGAGAUGAAACACCUUUUAAAGAAGAACUUGUUGACGAACCAAGUUUGGACUUGAGAAGGUCAUUUCAGCUUUCUCAAAAUGACAAUGAGUAUGAGAAGGAGUCCUGGGAGAUGCAUGAAUUUCUGAAACCCAGAACAGAAGAAACGGAUGAAGAACGGGAAAUGUUGGUGGAUGAUGAGUAUGAAGAAGAUUCAGACUUCGUGAAAUAUAAUGCAUCAUGUGGACAGAAGACGACUUCAGAGAGACACCUCGAUUCAGAACAAUGGGCAAAGCAACUUGAGACUACUGAAAUGCAAGACUUAAGAUCCAGUGUUAACUUCAGUCCAAAACAGUCCCUGGAAUACUCAUUCAAUAAAGAUCAAAUGUGUGAAGAAAAUGCUAGUAUCAGUUCACUAUCUUCUGGAACCACAGCACAGCGUGGCUACCAUAAAGACACAUUUGAUACUGAAACUACCCAGUCAGGAGCAAAAGUCGAGAUGGAUUUAGGUACAAAGCUUCGAAUUGACUCUAAAGGACCUGGGCUUGCUGUUGAUCUGGAAGCUAUUGAAAAGGAAGGACUAAAAGGGGAGAAUUCUGUUUUUUCCAAGAACGUGGAAUCUGGGAGAGUAACCACCUUAGUUCAGCCUAGAACGGCGUUGUACAGUGAAUUACCUGAGAGAGAAGAAGGAGAAGGAGAAGAAACUCCAAACUUUAGCCACUGGGGACCACCACGGACUGUUGAGAUCUUUAGAGACCCUCACGUGUCUCUUGGAAUCAGUAUUGUUGGUGGACAAACCGUCAUAAAGCGCCUGAAGAAUGGAGAAGAACUUAAAGGGAUCUUUAUCAAACAAGUUUUGGAAGACAGCCCAGCAGGAAGAACAAGGGCUUUAAAAACUGGAGAUAAAAUACUUGAGGUUUCUGGAGUAGACCUGCAAAACGCUACACAUGAGGAAGCAGUAGAAGCUAUCAAGAACGCGGGAAAUCCUGUUGUGUUUGUGGUUCAGGGUUUGUCUAACAUACCAAAAGUGGCUUCUGCUGUACAGACUAAGGGAAUCAAUGUCAGCAAAGAUCAGGAUGCAGACAAGGAAAAUAAGAUUGAAAAGAGAAAAUACGGGGCUCCACCUCCAAUGAAAUUGCCACCUCCUUAUAGAACACUUGAAAGACUGCAUGCAGAGGAAGCUAACGUGGAUGAAGAGGAGGAUGAGGAUGCUUAUACAGAGAAAAAAAUCAGGCAAAGAUAUGCAGAUCUACCGGGAGAGUUGCACAUUAUUGAGCUUGAGAAAGACAAAAAUGGGCUCGGACUGAGUCUUGCUGGCAACAAGGACCGCUCUCGUAUGAGCAUCUUUGUAGUUGGUAUCAAUCCAGAUGGACCCGCGGGACGAGACGGGAGGAUGCAUAUUGGCGAUGAACUUCUAGAGAUAAACAAUCAGAUAUUGUAUGGAAGAAGUCAUCAGAAUGCUUCUGCAAUCAUUAAGACUGCCCCAUCAAAGGUCAAGCUUGUUUUCAUACGAAGUGAAGAUGCAGUCAAUCAGAUGGCUGUUACUCCUUUCCCCAUACCUUCCAGCUCCCACUCUCCUAUUGAGGAUCAUGGUGGCACUGAACCUGCAAGCGGUGAAGAAGACACGAGUUUGGAAGUUGUCAUGAAAAGCUUGACUGAUGAGGAAUCCAACAAAGCUGAUGUGAAAUGUAAAGCUGACAAACCAGUGCUGUGGUUGACCUCUUUUGCUUCUGCUUUGCUUUGCUUUCAGGUCCUCAACCAGAUCAAACAAUCCAAAACUUCAACAAAAGUACCAGUCAACUUACAGGAGAUACCUCUGGUGCCAGCACCUACUUACCUUUCUCCAGAGGCAGAAGUCACCAACCGUAGUGUCUUUCCACCUCCGUUGCCUGUGGAUCCAGCAACGUGUCCAAUAGUUCCAGGGCAGGAGAUGACUAUAGAGAUAUCUAAGGGUCGGUCAGGCCUGGGACUCAGCAUCGUUGGGGGGAAGGACACUCCACUGGAUGCCAUAGUGAUCCAUGAAGUUUAUGAAGAAGGGGCAGCGGCGCGCGAUGGCAGGCUUUGGGCCGGCGACCAGAUUCUGGAGGUGAACGGGAUCGAUCUGCGGAACGCCAGCCAUGAAGAAGCUAUCACUGCGCUGAGACAGACACCCCAGAAGGUGCAAUUGGUCGUUUACAGAGAUGAAGCACAUUACAAAGAUGAAGAAAACUUGGAGAUUUUCUAUGUAGACAUACAAAAGAAAACGGGCCGAGGACUAGGGCUCAGCAUAGCUGGAAAACGAAAUGGAAGUGGAGUGUUUAUCUCUGACAUUGUUAAAGGAGGAGCUGCAGACCUAGAUGGAAGAUUAAUUCAAGGAGAUCAGAUUUUGUCUGUAAAUGGAGAGGAUAUGAGAAAUGCCUCACAAGAGACUGUUGCCACUAUACUUAAGUGUGCCCAAGGCCUAGUGCAUCUUGAGCUUGGGAGACUGCGAGCUGGGUCGUGGCUAUCAGCACGGAAAACAUCCCAAAACAGUCAGGUGAGCCAACAGAGUGUCCAUGGCCACUUCCAUCCUACUCUUGCUCCGGUCCUCUCUACCUUACAGAAUUUUGUCAGCACGAAAAGAUCUUCAGCAGGUGUGUCUCAGAGAAAUUCAGGAGCAGAUAUGGGCCCAAGGACUGUGGAGAUAACAAGGGGACCAAAUGAUGCGCUUGGUAUCAGUAUAGCAGGAGGGAAGGGAAGUCCAUUAGGAGAUAUCCCCAUCUUCAUUGCUAUGAUUCAAGCCAGUGGUGUGGCUGCACGUACCCAAAGACUCAGAGUUGGAGAUCGGAUUGUCAGUAUUAAUGGGCAACCUUUGGAUGGGCUGUCUCAUGCAGAUGCGGUUAAUCUACUAAAGAAUGCUUAUGGGAGCAUUAUCCUGCAGGUUGUGGCUGAUACCAACAUCAGUGCCAUUGCGACCCAACUGGAGAGCAUGUCUGCGGGAUGCAACCUUAACUCUUCUGCUGAGCAUCCUUCUGAAGAUCCCGAGGAGCAGCUGCGGACGACGGCAGACUGAAGCGCGGCGAUCAGAUUUUAGCAGUUAAUGGGGAAGCUUUGGAAGGUGUUACCCAUGAGCAAGCUGUGGCCAUCCUGAAGCGCCA
Messenger RNA from Tauraco erythrolophus (red-crested turaco), 3100 nucleotides. NCBI's taxonomy places the organism in Eukaryota, Metazoa, Chordata, Aves, Musophagiformes, Musophagidae. The record is from RefSeq and is a predicted model, not a curated record.